Molecule: messenger RNA, 3349 nt
Organism: Mesocricetus auratus (golden hamster)
Lineage: Eukaryota; Metazoa; Chordata; Mammalia; Rodentia; Cricetidae
Gene: Dcdc2c
Product: doublecortin domain containing 2C
Exons: 13
Coding region: 152-2059 (635 amino acids)
Biological process (GO): intracellular signal transduction
Cellular component (GO): microtubule; microtubule organizing center
Source: RefSeq, a predicted model, not a curated record
GUCAGCGUGUGCAGCAGGUUCACAACCCACUGGCCCCGCAGCCCAGUCCCGCCUGUGGCCCGCAGCUCGAGGGAGCCCGUGGGUUCUCAGCGAGUGUGCUGGGUGUCCCCGUGCACGGUUGGGCGCGUCCCGACGUGAGCGAGCAGUGGCCAUGGGCACGCGCGGGCCCUAUGCGCUGGUGGACACCACGCCGGCCAAGACCAUCUUGGUGUACCGCAACGGGGACCAAUUCUACGUGGGCCGCAAGUUCGUGUUCUCGCGGCGCCGCGUGGCCAACUUCGAGUCUCUGCUGGAGCAGCUGACCGAGCAGGUGGACGUGCCCUUCGGUGUGCGGAGGCUCUACACGCCCACGCGCGGUCACCCGGUGCUGGAGCUGGACGCCUUGCAGACUGGUGGCAAGUAUGUGGCUGCGGGACGCGAGCGCUUCAAGAAACUGGACUAUAUUCAUAUAGUUCCCAGAAAACCUUCAAAGAUGAGAAAGUUGAAGGAAAUCAAGCCGGUGGUACAUUGCGAUAUCAACGUGCCUUCCAGGUGGCAAACACAGAACAGGCCAUCCCGACAUAUAAAUGUUUUCACAAAUGGAAGAUUGUUUAUCCCACCUAUAAAAAUUAUUAUACCCAAAUUCAGCCUGUCAGAUUGGAAUAGUGUGCUGGCCAUUAUUGGAGAAAAAGUCUUCCCUCCAGGAGGCGUACGGAAGUUGUUUACGAUGGAUGGGCAUCUUUUGGACAACUCAAAGGAUUUGCAAGACAGUUCUUUUUAUGUUGCUGCAGGACUGGAGACUUUCAAAUCUAUUCCUUACUGGAAGUCUCCACGGGUCCCCAGUGAGAUCCAGCAGAGGUUUGUGGGCUAUGACAAAUGCACACGGACAAAGAAAAAAGUGGAGCCCAAAGGAAAAGAACCUCUCAAAAGUGACAGUGUGCCACCUAAAAGCCAGGAUUCUGUUUACUAUGCCAAAGAGAAAAGGAAGACAGCACCGGGACCUUUAGAUCAAAGCGGUGCAGAAGGUGACGUGUAUAAAGCUCAGACUCCUGCUAAGGAGGCCCAAGAGGCCCUGGAAGUCAGGGAGGACCCGGAAGUGAAGGUGGAGGUCCCAGUUGACCAGGUACCAGCUGAAAUUGUUAAAGAAAUUGACGAGAUAGGCGACAACAACCCUGACCUGGAAAGCGGCGUGGAAAAGGAAGUAGAAAGGCUUUACGAAGACAUUGACAGAAAGGGAGACCAUUCACGAAUGUCUUUUAAGAAAAGGUUUCCCUUAAGACACUACAGAAAGAGAAAAGCAUCUCUCAAGAACUUCCGCAAGAAUAAAGAUGUGGUUCCGACUCCUGAAAAAGAACAACAUGACAUUAUAGAAGAGAAACCCACACCUGCACUGCCAGAAAGCAAAGAAGAAGCAGAAGUUCAAAGAGAGACACCAAUGGGACAAGAAUCACAAGAAGAGUCAUCAUUAACACAAGACCACAGACAUGAGCAACAAGAAUCAUCUUUGGGACCACCCCACCCAGAACAAAGACCUGAGCAACAGGAAUCCCCUGGGCAGUUGUCCUUGGAACCGUCACCCCCAGAGCAACAACCUGAACAACAGAAAGUAUCUGGACAGUCAUCCUUGGGACCAUCAUCCCCAGAGCAACAACUUGAACAACAAGAGGUAUCUGGACAGCCAUCCUUAGAACUAUUACCCUCAGAGCAACAACUUGAACAGCAAGAGGUAUCUAGACACUCAUCCUUGGGACCAUUACCCCAAGAGCAACAACUUGAACAACAACAAGUAUUUGGACAGUCAUCCUUGGAACCAUCACCCCUAGAGCAACAACUUGAACAAAAAGAGGUAUCUGAACAGCCAUCCUUGGGACCAUCAACUCCAGAGCAGCAACUUGAACGACAAGAGGUAUCUGAACAGCCAUCCUUGGAACCAUCACCCCUAGAGCAACAACUUGAACGACAAGAGGUAUCUGGACAGUCAUCCUUGGGACCAACAUCCCCAGAGCAACAACUUGAACAACAACAGUCCUCUGAAGAGUCAUCCUUGGGAUCAUUUUUAGAGCAACAUCCUGCGCAAUGAGAAUCUCCUAAAUAGACCACCAAUCCAAGAAUAUCCAUUCAAGCAGAAGGAAUCCCAUUGACAGUCAUCCUUGAGAUAACAGUCUCAGAAACAGAUGACUCUGGGACAACACAUGGCACAAAUACCAUGAAAAAAAACCUGCCAUGUUGUGAAGAGCAACAGUCAGGAACUGGACAGGACCACAGGCAAAUGAAAAUAAAAUCAAUUUAUUUUCAUAUUAUGCUGAGGUAUGCCAGAAGGCUAUUACAGUUAUGAACCUCAUAUUUUGAAGGCCAGACUUAAGGUUUAAAAGAUGAGUAAGAUUAAAUUCAUCUGGAAUACCUUUCUCUGUUUCCUGAUUAGAAGGGUGGAAGGGGACAGUUUACUUUUAGACUUAGUGUAUCUAGCUGCCUGGAGCAGGCCUGAUUGCUUUUAGCAAUAUCAGCUCACACCUGAUACCUCAGAAGUACUUGCUCACUUAAGACAAGGUCACAUAACACACAGAUGUCCAGAGUUAAUUCUCACUUAAAGUUUCUUCAAAUACCUACACAUAUGCAUUUAUACAUACAAAUACAUGGUGGAAGGCUGGGGCAGGUAGGCUCUGAAGAAUGGAUGCGUCGGUGGUGGCAGCAGCAGCAGCAGCAGCAGCAGCAACAAAGUAGGUUCACUCUCAAGCAGGGAGCAAAGGCCACUAGGCAAAAAGCAGCAUUUCUGCCCCUCAGACCUCUUUAUAUGUGGGUCACAGCUGGGAGAUGUCACCUAUUCUAGUGGAGGGUCUUUCCCCUUCCGUUAAUUCUGUCAAGAACUAUUCCCAUAGUUCUGCAUGGAGGUGUGCCCUUAGUCGGUCCCAGAUUCAGUCAAGUUGACAACCAGACUAAUCAUCACAGGCAGGGUUUGUGAUGGUGAUGGCAAGGAGUGGGGUGAGGGUGGGGACAGAGGUUUUCAAAUGAGGAAAUCCAUCAGAAGCACUUGGGUUACUUCCCUGAAGCCACACACUGAGGAGGUGAUGGGGCCAGGAUUUCCUUCCUGCCAUCUGGACCACGAGGGAGGGGUAGAGCCGGAUGACCUCCAGUGCCCUUGCCUGUCUUGACAACCCUCUGGCUCCAUGGUGCACAAGAGAUGAUAGAUCUGGCAGCAAGUCUUCCAUGCUCUCAACAGCUGUGCGUUUGGGCCCCGCCUUCCCGUGGUAUCAGUGGUGUUUGGCUGCAGAAGUGACUGAUGAUAAAAGCAUAAAACAACUGGCCCACCACCCAGACACCUCCGCCAAGUCUCCUAUGGCUAAGUCCCAGCAGUUAUAAAUAAUAAAACAAU